AUGGCUUCAAGUAAUGGCCGUAAAGCAAGUGAAAUCUUUCAAGGUCAAGUUCACUUGUACAAAUACUUUUUUGCCCAUACAAUCGAUGCUAUGAGUCUUAAAUGGAUUGUUGAGCUUGGAAUACCAGACGUAAUCCACAACCAUGGUCAGCCCAUUACGCUGCCAAAGUUGGUGUCAAUACUACAAGUUCCACCAACUAAAGUUAGUGGCGUGCAGAGUCUCAUGCGCAGCCUUGCUUACAAGGGAUUCUUUGAAAUAGUAAGUGUCCAUGAGGAUAGGGAAGAGAAGGAAGCAUAUGCUCUAACUGUCACAUCAGAGCUUCUUGUCAAAGGCAGUGACCUCUGUCUAGCACCGAUGGUAGAGGGUUUUGUUGACCCAACUUUAUCAGGUAUUUGGUCUGACUUGAAGAAGUGGACUUAUGAGGAUGGUCUCACACUGUAUGAUGUCUCUCUAGGAUCAAACCUGUGGGAAUUUCUUGAUAAAAAUCCUGCAUGUAACAAAUUAUUCAAUGAAAUAAUGGCUAGUGACUCUCAGAUGAUGAACAUGGCGUUGAGAGGUUGCAAUUGGGUGUUUGAAGGAGUGGAGUCCAUUGUGGAUGUUGGUGGUGGAACUGGAAUCACAGCCAAGGUUAUCAGUGAGGCCUUCCCUAACAUGAAAUGCAUUGUGUUGGAACGUCCAAGUGUUGUAGAAAACUUGCCAGAAACCAACAAUUUGACCUAUAUUGGUGGGGACAUGUUUAAUUCUAUUCCUAAGGCUGAUGCAGUUCUUCUUAAGUUGAUUUUACAUAACUGGAGCGACAAGGAUUGUAGGAAGAUAUUGGAAAAUUGUAAAGAAUCAAUUUCUGAUAAAGGUAAAAAGGGAAAAGUAAUUGUGAUAGAUGUUGUGAUAAACGAAAACGAAGAUGAGCACGAACUUACUGAACUCAAACUUCUCAUGGACGUAAGCAUGGCAUGUCUUAUAAAUGGAAAAGAGAGAAGAGAAGAAGAAUGGAAGAAACUGUUCGAGGAAGCAGGGUUUCAAAGCUACAAAAUAUCUUCUUUGACAGGAUAUUUAUCUCUUAUUGAGAUCUAUCCUUAA
Sphenostylis stenocarpa is the source of this 1077-nucleotide messenger RNA. The record is from the annotation of a GenBank genome assembly. Lineage: Eukaryota; Viridiplantae; Streptophyta; Magnoliopsida; Fabales; Fabaceae.